Molecule: messenger RNA, 1651 nt
Organism: Moneuplotes crassus
Lineage: Eukaryota; Ciliophora; Spirotrichea; Euplotida; Euplotidae
Source: the annotation of a GenBank genome assembly
UUUAAUAUUUAAGUAUGUUGGGAGGGUUUUUGUAUGGUUGUAUGAAGGUGUUGGGGACAGCCCUGCUUGCCUUUGGGAUCUAUCUGGGCUAUUUUAUAGUGAUCAAGCCUUAUCUUUGGAGGAAGAAGUAUCAGAAAUAUUCUAAUGUGUUGGUUGGUGACAAGUUCAUUCCCGUUGUGGGAGACUCGAUUAAGGAACUUAAUAGUAUUAAAGCUAACAAAGUUCAUUAUGCACAUUAUGAAGAAGAUGCUCAUAUCACUAAAAAGUAUGACCUUAUGGCCAAGCUAGAGGGUUCAGUCCCCGUUAUAUUAGUCCUCAGUAGCAGAGCAACACAGGAGUUUUUACAGCUUCAGAAAAGAUCUCUCAUCGAUAGAUAUAACACUUACAGAGGACUUCAGGUGAUGUUGGGAAAAUCUAUAACUCCAAGAGCUACCACGCCUGAUGUCGUCCAGAGAAGGAAGAAUAUGACCCAAUGGCUUGGACUCAAUGCUUCCUCACAGUUUAUUUCUAGAAUGAUACAGCUCUGUAGAGAGACUCAAAAGGCCAUCAGCAAGCAGAACCAAGAUGUGGAUAUCAUGCAUCACUGAAAUAUCUGGACAUUCAAUGUUCUUACCCAGAUCAUCUUUGGAGAAGACUCAUCUAAAGUAAUCAAUAACUUCUAUCCAUACAUAAACAGUGACGGAUCUGUUGAGGAGAUUAACCUGAGAGAAAUGCUGAUUAGGGUUGCAAAAGUGUACCUAGAUCAACACUUUAGUCCAUUUACCAACAUGUUUCCUAUACUGAGCAAGUAUAAAUUUAUUAAUCCUUACAAGAGAGAUUACAAGAAUCUUCAGACAUUUGAGAAGGCUAUUCAUCACAUCAUGACUACAUCUAAGGAUACUUCCUCUGUUGGGAGCAAGUUCUUUGCCAACAAAGAAUGCACAGAUGAAGAGAAGGUGGGAGAUAUCAUUCUCAUCUUGGUGGGAGGAGCUGAAACUACCGCUCAUGCUAUUGUAUCCAGCCUGUAUCUGCUCCAAAAGAAUCCUGAAGCUCUUCAAAAACUCAAAGAUGAACUCACCAACAAUGGAUUGACCAGAAAUGAAGAUUUUGAGAAGAACUGCACUCUUGAAAAUAUUCAAAACUGUACAUAUCUUAAUUGCGUCAUUAAAGAAACUUUGAGAAGGGAAAAUCCAGCAUCAGUCACCUUCGAGUACAAAGUCAAGCAGGAUAUCCAGAUAUGUGGAGUGCCAAUCCAGAAGAACGAAGACAUCAGACUAGACAUCAUGGCUUCAAAGUUUGACGAUGACAAGUGGCUGAACCCUCAUAAUUUUGCCCCUGAAAGACACGACCCAGAAUCAGAAUUUUAUCAAAACGCAAAGAAGCUAGGCAAAGUAGCUGAUGCGUACACUAUGAGACCAUUCAGUCUUGGGAAUAGAAACUGCCCAGGCCAGUCCCUUGCCAUAUUAGAGCUGAAGGUGUUCUUAGCCUACUUCGUCACCCACAUUAAUUGGGAGUUCUCACAGGAAGACUUACAGCACGAAGGAAUUGGCUUCGCAAUGGGGACUCAAUUUGAGGCAAAGAUCAAGGUUUCAUCUAAAUAGAGAGAUAUUGGUGAAAUCUUGAUAUAUUCAGAAAUAUCCAUAAUGAAAAAUUCAUUAUUCAAGAUUCCAAU